AUGUCUAAUCAUGUUUGUGAUGCCGUUAGGCAUAAAACUAAAAAAUUCAGCUUUAAGAGAAAGCCUUUUAAUGUGAAUCAAACUGGACAGGUGGGUAAAGUGCAUGAACACCAUAAACAGCCAGAGGCUAGUCAACCAAAUCAGGCCGAAAAGCAGACACCAGAACCAAGAAAACCGACCACAGAAACCAGAAAACCGACACCAGAAACCAGAAAAUUGACACCAGAAACCGGAAAAUUGACACCAGAAACCGGAAACUAUCCAGAAUGUGUUAGUAUGUGUAAAAGCCAAAACGAACAAACUGAAAAAAUAACUGAUAAUGAUGUUGCAAUGCCUGACGGAUUUGAAAAUAAAGCAACGCAAACAAGAAUUUGUUGUAUUCAUAAUCGUUGCAAGAGAAAACAGCGGAGACGAAACGGAAAUUUCUUUCAAGACACGUGGUCUUGUUUAACGAAAUUGUGUAAAUAA
This is a messenger RNA of Metopolophium dirhodum (rose-grain aphid), 468 nucleotides long. RefSeq lists its product as uncharacterized. The record is from RefSeq and is a predicted model, not a curated record. The coding region runs from base 1 to 468 and encodes 155 amino acids. The transcript has 2 exons. NCBI's taxonomy places the organism in Eukaryota, Metazoa, Arthropoda, Insecta, Hemiptera, Aphididae.